Cetraspora pellucida is the source of this 206-nucleotide messenger RNA. NCBI's taxonomy places the organism in Eukaryota, Fungi, Glomeromycota, Glomeromycetes, Diversisporales, Gigasporaceae. The record is from the annotation of a GenBank genome assembly.
UCAAAACUCAUUGGAAUUCUUGGUUCAACUUUAUUUUUUGGAUUGACAAACAUGCUUUUCAAUUAAAAGAUUUUUACUUGAACGAAGAUCUAGUUAAUAAUGAAGGAAAAGCAGUUCAAAAAUUAAUAUCAACUUUCAAAGAUCCUUUACUUACUUUUGAGUUUGAAAUCUUGACUAUGUUUGUCAUAUUUAAUGCACAAGAGUAA